Messenger RNA from Trichogramma pretiosum, 1444 nucleotides. It is a transcript of the gene Tis11, whose product is annotated as transcription factor Maf. The record is from RefSeq and is a predicted model, not a curated record. The transcript is spliced from 2 exons. Lineage: Eukaryota; Metazoa; Arthropoda; Insecta; Hymenoptera; Trichogrammatidae. The coding region runs from base 813 to 1313 and encodes 166 amino acids.
CAAAACUCGCUCUGACUCGCGUCCAGCAUCAGUGUGUAGUUCACGUCACGGCGCUGCAUCGGUCACACAGAGAAUAUAUGCACACACAGCACACAUCACAUACAUCUACACGGUGCACUGAUUGUUAUUAUCACACGCGCGAAGCGCUCGGCGCAGAGCAAAGCACCGCGCGUCCAUCCAUCUCUCUCUCUCUCUCGCUUGUAUUAUUUCUCCGAUUCGGAGUGCGUUAAUUCUUACAUAGUCGUACACACCUACACACAUACACAUACACAAUUUCGCGCAGCUACAUAGCUGCUAUCAAGCGCCGAGCGAGCGAGAGCCGCGGCGCGCGAGGGCAGGAGAGUACACAUAGGAGUAGUGGUGGUGCGUGGGCGUCGACUGCACUCCGCGCUGCACUCCGCCACAGCCAGUGCCUCCGUAAUAAUAUAAAGUAUAUACACGAAACACAAGCGAGGAAGGAAGGAGGAAGCGCGAAAAGUGAAAAAGUGAGAAACAGUGUUGUUCUGUACGUGUUUUUGAUCGAAACAGGACACGAAGGAGGUUGGCGUAACACAAAUAAUAAUAAUAAGAAUAACAAGUGUGUAUCUAGAUCUCUAUGUGCGUCUAUGUGAGCUUCGCAUAAUAAUAAUUGUGUGUGUGUAUCCGUCGAAAAAACAUGUAGACUGUAUAACCGAAGACUGCGAGGAUCAUUGAAAUUUCAACGGAGAGCUUUAAUAUUUGCGACUCGUGAGAGAUAAAUAAACAAGCCGAGUCCGAGAGAUUCUAUCCAUCGUACGAUCGAGGAAUUGCCAAUAUACAAGCCGCACACCAUCAUGGACGCCCUCGAGCUGCAAGCCGCGCUGGUGAAGCUCGACCCGGCCACCACCGUCACGUCUUUGGGCGUCUCGGGCAACGUCAAUCUCGUCGCCGGCUACAACAACAAGAGCAGCGGCAACAGCAACAACAGCAACAGCAACAGCAAUAACAGCAAUAACGAGCCGCCGCAAUCUCUAAAGUUGAGCAGCAGCAGCAUCAGCAGCGGUAGCGGUGGCGGUGGCGGCAGCCACCAUCACCACCAUCAUUACCAUCAUCAUACGUCGAGCAGCGGCGGUGGCAGCUGCUGCGGCGGCAACGAUAACCAGAAAGUUAGCAGCGUGUCGAGCUCGACCACCACCACGACGACCUGCCACGGCGGAGCUUGCGGCACCGCUGCGGCGGCGGCGGCUCAACGCAGCAACAAAGUUCAGAGCAAGAGCACGGCCAGUCAGACGGUCAAGUUGGUCGAAGCCGGUGGCGGUGGUGGUGGUGGUCAUUUCGGCGGUGGUGGCAGGUGACGUCAGACCUGCACCAGCAGCAGCGGCCCUGGCUGCGGGCCCAACGGCAUCACCGUCUAUCACACGUAUCCGCCGCACCGGGCCGCCGGCCGACACCAUCACAAGAGCGCCACGAGAGAGAAGAGGCACCA